Messenger RNA from Sciurus carolinensis (gray squirrel), 2573 nucleotides. It is a transcript of the gene Rbpj, whose product is annotated as recombination signal binding protein for immunoglobulin kappa J region. The record is from RefSeq and is a predicted model, not a curated record. Lineage: Eukaryota; Metazoa; Chordata; Mammalia; Rodentia; Sciuridae. Gene Ontology annotation, cellular component: nucleus; MAML1-RBP-Jkappa- ICN1 complex. Gene Ontology annotation, biological process: Notch signaling pathway; regulation of transcription by RNA polymerase II. Gene Ontology annotation, molecular function: RNA polymerase II cis-regulatory region sequence-specific DNA binding; DNA-binding transcription activator activity, RNA polymerase II-specific. The coding region runs from base 272 to 1732 and encodes 486 amino acids. The transcript is spliced from 12 exons.
AAGGGAAGGGGCGGGGGAGAGGGACCUGGGAAGGCGUCAGGGGGAAUCUCGCGAGGGUUGGAGUUUUGGCGAGAGUUUGUGGAAGAUGGCGCCUGUUGUGACAGGUCAUUGAAAUUAUGAAACUAUCAUUCAAAUGGAAGCAUUAUAGUUCUUCGGAACCAUUAUGAUCUCAAAAGGAAAGGAGAAUGAUAAAGAUACACUGGCUGAGGUGUUUUGAGGUGCACCGAAGUGUUCCAAGCUGUGACUUACCUUAACAUGUUCUUGAAGUACCAUGGCGUGGAUUAAAAGGAAAUUUGGUGAGCGACCGCCACCUAAACGACUUACUAGGGAAGCCAUGCGAAAUUAUUUAAAAGAGAGAGGAGAUCAAACAGUACUUAUUCUUCAUGCAAAAGUUGCACAAAAGUCAUAUGGAAACGAAAAAAGGUUCUUUUGCCCUCCUCCUUGUGUAUAUCUUAUGGGCAGUGGAUGGAAGAAAAAAAAAGAACAAAUGGAACGUGAUGGUUGUUCUGAACAAGAAUCUCAACCAUGUGCAUUUAUUGGAAUAGGCAAUAGUGACCAAGAAAUGCAGCAGCUGAACUUGGAAGGAAAGAACUAUUGCACAGCAAAAACAUUGUACAUAUCUGAUUCAGAUAAGAGAAAACACUUCAUGCUGUCUGUAAAGAUGUUCUAUGGCAACAGUGACGACAUUGGUGUGUUCCUCAGCAAACGGAUAAAAGUCAUCUCCAAACCUUCCAAAAAGAAGCAGUCAUUGAAGAAUGCCGACUUGUGCAUUGCCUCAGGAACAAAGGUGGCUUUGUUUAAUCGACUUCGAUCCCAGACUGUUAGUACCAGAUACUUGCAUGUAGAAGGAGGUAAUUUCCAUGCCAGUUCACAGCAGUGGGGAGCAUUUUACAUUCAUCUCUUGGAUGAUGAUGAAUCGGAAGGAGAAGAGUUCACAGUCCGAGAUGGUUACAUCCAUUAUGGACAAACAGUCAAACUUGUAUGUUCAGUUACUGGCAUGGCACUCCCGAGAUUGAUAAUUAGGAAAGUUGAUAAACAGACAGCAUUACUGGAUGCAGAUGAUCCCGUGUCACAACUCCAUAAAUGUGCAUUUUACCUGAAGGAUACAGAAAGAAUGUACUUGUGCCUUUCUCAAGAAAGAAUAAUCCAAUUUCAGGCCACUCCAUGCCCGAAAGAACCAAAUAAAGAGAUGAUAAAUGAUGGAGCUUCCUGGACAAUCAUUAGCACAGAUAAGGCAGAGUAUACAUUUUAUGAGGGAAUGGGCCCUGUCCUUGCCCCAGUCACCCCUGUGCCUGUGGUAGAAAGUCUUCAGUUGAAUGGCGGCGGGGAUGUAGCAAUGCUUGAACUCACAGGACAGAAUUUCACUCCAAAUUUACGAGUGUGGUUUGGGGAUGUAGAAGCUGAAACUAUGUACAGAUGUGGAGAGAGCAUGCUCUGUGUUGUUCCAGACAUUUCUGCAUUCCGAGAAGGUUGGAGAUGGGUCCGGCAGCCAGUUCAGGUUCCAGUAACUUUGGUCCGUAAUGAUGGAAUCAUUUAUUCCACCAGCCUUACCUUUACCUACACACCGGAACCAGGGCCACGGCCACACUGCAGUGCAGCUGGAGCAAUCCUUCGAGCCAAUUCAAGCCAAGUGCCCCCUAAUGAAUCAAACACAAACAGCGAGGGGAGUUACACAAACACCAGCACAAAUUCAACCAGUGUCACAUCGUCUACAGCAACAGUGGUGUCCUAACUACCGUCUUUUUGCUAGGACUAGAACUGACCUGAGUGUGGCAAAAAGUUGACAAAAAAAGAAAGGAAAGAAAAAAAUGAACAAUCUCUUGUGGUUUCUUCAGAAAACUUUCGUACCAGGUGAUACUAUUAAAAAACCCCAUUACCUGCAAGUUCUGAAUUGAAAAGCAGAAGCCACAGUAAAACAGAAAAACAUCAAUAUGUACAAACUGUUGGAAAUCAAAUUUUUCAGCUGUUUUUUGUUUUUUGUUGCUGUUGUUUGGUUGGUUGGUUUUGUUUGGUUUUAAAUGGGCAAGAAAUAGAUAACGUGGCUGGAAUAAACAUUAAGCAAACUAGAAGGCACAAAUCUAACAUAGUUUUUAUGGACCAAGGAACUUGUAUAAGCUUUAGUAAAAGGUACAUUUUCACCAUACCUUUUUUUAUAUCACAGUAUAUAGUACACCUUGUUACCAAAUAGGUUGUUUUCCCCACCCCCUUUGAGCUUUUGCUCUAAAGUACAUUCAGGUUCCAAGCUUGACCACUUGUUUAAUUACCAUACUCUUCCAGGUUAUUUUGGUCUAAGGCUGGAACUUUUUUCUUUUUUUAAGCUGAAAUCUUAUGACUUUUCAUGAGUUGGAAAUGUUUUGAUUUCAGCAAGUCAAAUCUUGUAAAGGCCUGCAUAUUUUUUUUAAGAUUAUAUGAAGUCUGUGCAAAAGCUUUAAAGAAAAUGCCUCCGCCUUGCCUGCAAUACAUGCAAUGUAUGUUAACUUAGUCUCUGUUCUCAGACACUGUUGGUAGUUAUUUCUGUGUUUUCCUUUUUUUAAAAAAAAAAAAAAAUUGUAUUUAUAGUGGUAAUCCAAGAG